AAAACAAAUCAAUUUGUAAGUGAUUUUGUAUGAAACAAGUGAUAUUCACAUACAAGCGCUACAGUGUAAACCACAGGUGUAAACGUUCUAAAACAUUCAUACGUUAAUUGGAACACAUCUGACGGGAAAUCAGAUUAGUUAAAGUCAAGCCAUGCCAGAAUCAUACGAUACGAUUGUCGUCGGUCUCGGCGCUGCCGGGGUGACGGCUGCGUCUACACUUGCGCGGGCCGGCAAGAGAGUGCUGGGCCUCGAGGCUAUGGACAGAAUAGGGGGUAGAGUGAAGACUGUGCCGUUUGGCGAUGGGUUUAUAGAGGAGGGGGCUGAAUGGAUACACGGCACAGAGAACAGCAGAGUAUACCAAAUGGCCAUAGACAACAACAUACCAUUACUAGACCAAGAUUUGGAAUUCGAAGUGUACAGGUCAGAUGGAAGCCAAGGCAAUAAUACGUUGAUUUCCGAACUAGUCGCAUUCUGUCAUGAUCAAGCUGUCACUUCGACGGAUAAGCCGUUGUCUUUGGGCGAAUUUAUUACUGGCAAAUUCAUGGAACACAUUAAAAUCAAAUAUCCCGAAUUGGAAAACAAUCAGACGUUUAUAAAGGAGUUUUUAAACUUUAUGAACCUGAUCGUUAAUAAUUAUGAAGGGUCAAACGACUGGACCGAUGUUAGUGCAAAGUCGGCUUUCAAAGAGUUAGGUGGACAUCAGCAUAUGAGCUGGCAUAGAUAUGGCUAUAAGACCUUUUUUGAGCUGCUUUUGAACACAUACAACAACGGGCCAGGGUUACCAAACCUAGAUAUUAAGCUAAAUUCGCCCGUAUCAAGAAUUAUAUGGCCACGUAAUAGUACAGGCAAUGUUAUAGUAGAGUGUGAAGGAGGACAGACUUACACCGCACGACAUGUUAUCGUCACCGUGUCGUUGGGUGUCUUAAAGGAACGACAUGAAAAAUUAUUCGAACCCGCGUUGCCAAUAGAGAAAAGAACAGUCAUAGACAAAAUGUCUAUGGGCGUCAUGGAUAAAGUCGUUUUGACAUUCGAAAAACCAUGGUGGGACAGGAAAUUAUUGUUCUUCAGCUUCCUAUGGAGGUUGGAAGAUAUAGAAAAAGUGUCUAAGCAAGAUUAUUGGAUAACUAGAAUUCUUGGAGCUAGCAACCCUAUGGGUUCAGAUAAUACGUUAACUCUAUGGACGAGUGGUGAUGUGGGCAAAAUGGUAGAAACAUUACCAGAUGAGGUCGUGAUACGAAAAUGUAUGGAGUUACUCCGUAAAUUUAUGGGCAAGAAGUAUAGUAAUAUACCAGAACCAACGGGAAUGCUAAGGUCAAAAUGGUAUAGUAACCCGUACACACGGGGUAGUUACAGCUUCGAUAAUCUAAACACACCAAACUAUCCUCACGCAAGAGAGGCCCUAGGGGCCCCAUUGCUGGACUCAUCCGGAACACCAAGAGUUUUGUUCGCGGGAGAAGCGACAAACCCUACACACUUUUCUACGGUAGCUGGAGCAAGUGAUACUGGGUAUAGGGAAGCAAUGAGAUUAUUACCGAGUAGUAAAAUGUAAAUAAAUGUUUUGUAUGAA
Molecule: messenger RNA, 1567 nt
Organism: Colias croceus (clouded yellow)
Lineage: Eukaryota; Metazoa; Arthropoda; Insecta; Lepidoptera; Pieridae
Product: spermine oxidase-like
Exons: 8
Coding region: 152-1549 (465 amino acids)
Molecular function (GO): polyamine oxidase activity
Source: RefSeq, a predicted model, not a curated record